Tetrahymena thermophila SB210 is the source of this 675-nucleotide messenger RNA. RefSeq lists its product as hypothetical. The record is from RefSeq and is a predicted model, not a curated record. Lineage: Eukaryota; Ciliophora; Oligohymenophorea; Hymenostomatida; Tetrahymenidae. The transcript has a single exon.
AUGUAAAAAAUUUCUAUAUUAAUAACUAUCUUAUUUUUAUCUUGCAUUGCUUGCUAAAAAUCACCUCAAUAUCUCUCUAUCGAAGUAGAUAAGUCUGAUGUCAAUCCAUAGCUAUCUGAUUUCUUAAAGCAGUCAUUCUAGUAAUUACUCCUAAAAUACCCUACAGACCAAUAAGUAAUUACAAAAGAUUUAAACAGCUUAUCAAAAUCUAAGCCUUAAGCUCCAUGGAAAAAUCCAAGUUCUAUUCAUACUACUGUUUUGUACAUCGGAUCAGAUAAAAGCAAAUUAGACACUGACUACUAUAAGCAAUUCAAGGUAGGCAAGUAAGUUUAGUUAGAAUCUACUACUUUUAUUUAUGUUCCAGGUAAAAUAAUAUGUUCUCCUGUAUUCCCUUAGGACAUUCUUAUUGAAAAUACAUGUCCUCAUAUGACAUUAAUGGUUGCUAAUUGGAAACCUGUUUAGUGUAAUUCUGUCUUGGAAGCAAUCUUUACUUAAAAUGGAGCUUUAAAGUCUGAAUAUGAAAACAAAUUCUUCUAGGAGCCCAGCAAUGUUAUGCUAAAUAAACUAAAUAAAGUUGAAAUUGAUGGAGAAAGUGUUGAUGUCUACAUAGUCAAAGCUAACAAGAGUAACCAAAAAUACUUAAAUUAUGAAGGUGAAACCAAAUAUAUAUACUGA